CUAGAAAGUGUUGAACUGUAGAACCCCUAAUUCAAAGCUUGAACCUUUUCAUCCAAAACAGCAAGAACAACACACCCUCGCACAGAGGGGGCGUGGAAGAAUCGCAAGUGCUACUCUGUAGAGAUUUCAGCUGCUAAGCGGUUGCAUUGGAGAUUUCAGCUUCCACAAGUUUCUGUAUCCAUCUGACGGGGAGAAUAUUUUGGAGUUAUUGAAAUUUGGAAGUGCUGCUGACCUUAGAAAGAUUAGUGCUUGAAGAAAUCUAAAAGGAUAAUUUGAGAAGAUCCGUUAUGGACUCGAGUACUCAACAAUGGAUUAGGUAGAGGAAAUGGAUGUAACACCUGCUUCCGGUGAAUCCUCCUCAAGCAUGGUGGAUGGUUGUAGCAGGGAUGAAGAAAAUUGUAUAUUAAAUGAAGUGGAUUCGGUUGAAGUACCUGACAAUGGAAGAGUUUCAUUUGGAAAUGAAGAAAGUGGUCCUCAUGUUAAAGAUGGUGGAGAUAUGAAUGUCUUGAAACAAAAGGAAAAAGCACUCAUAGAUGACGUGGCUUCAAGAAUUUCUGAACUAGAGCUUCUUGAACAAGAAUUGGAAGUGAUGACAUCAGUAUCAGAAAUGGCAUUUGAUAAGCAACACUCCAUUGACUUCUAUGCCGACCAGUUGAAUGAACAACUACAAGCCAAAAGACAUAACCUUUUGAAGUUGGAGUCAGAGUGGGAUCCAGUAAGAAAAAGUUUGGAAGAGAAGAAGAGAAGUCUCGAGGACUCUUUAUAUUCAAGUAAUCCAGAUUUACAAGAAAUGCUCGAAAAGUUGCGAGAAUGUCAACAGGAAGAACAGCUCAUUCUAUCCGAAAUUAGAAAGAGGGAGGAAGAGCAAUCAAAGCUCUCUGCUGAUCUUGCAAAGCAGCCAAAAUCAUCAUCGAGGAAAUCAUACACUGAAAAAAUAAAAGAGAUAACAAAAAAUAGUCGCAAACAGGAUGCUGACAUUGAGCGUAUCUUGAAAGAAACUAGAGAGGUUCAAUUAGACAGUAACUCUAUCCAAGAACGCUUGCAUCGGACAUAUGCUGUUGCUGAUGAAAUUGUCUUUAGGGAAGCGAAGAAGGAUGCUACAGGGAGGCAGAUUUAUAGGCUCCUCACUAGCAUCCACCAAGGUUUUGAACAAAUAUCUCAGAAAAUCAUGGCAACUGAUAGAAUCAGAAGAGAAGUUGCUGAGUAUGAAAUGAAAUUAGCAGCUAUGACCCCAAGAAGCUUAGAUGCAAAAAAACUACAUGCUGAUGCUGAUAUCGAUGUCGUUGUUAAGGAAAAUGAUUAUUUUGAGCAUCCAUUCCAGGAGAAGUGAAUUUUGUUUCCAUUAGUUGUUGUGAAACCACCUUUUUUAACUGGAAAAUUACAUUGUAAUUGGAUUUGAUGUGUUCAAAGUUAAAUAGGACCACACUAACAUUUUCUUUGAAUGAUUUAGUAUUGAUGUAAUCAUGUUCCUUGGUAUUGUUCAUUGUAAUUUCUACAGGGCUUAAAUUUUC
Molecule: messenger RNA, 1511 nt
Organism: Arachis stenosperma
Lineage: Eukaryota; Viridiplantae; Streptophyta; Magnoliopsida; Fabales; Fabaceae
Exons: 6
Coding region: 326-1330 (334 amino acids)
Biological process (GO): positive regulation of ubiquitin-dependent protein catabolic process
Molecular function (GO): cullin family protein binding
Source: RefSeq, a predicted model, not a curated record